AUGGGCAUCGCUUGCUUAUCUUUCCACUCCAUAACCAAAACACUUGUAGUAUCUGCUUCAAUUCCCACCAAUACCAACUCUCCUUCUCCGCAAUCCAACACUGAUCCUAAGCCUCCUCCAGUACCAGUUCCAGUUCCCACAAAAACAGCAAGUACCGGACCCAAAAGCACCACUACUCUGCCACUACCAAGAAAGAAAAGAGUCCAAAACAGACUACAACAACAGCUCAAUCUUAUGCACAUUGAACGAGUCAUUGGUGCUGGCAGUUAUCGUGACUACGAGAAGCCCAUUGACCAAGAUAAGAAGAAGAAGGAGAAGAAGUCGGGAUUUAUGGAGGAGGGACCAGUGGAGAAGAAGCUUAGAGAGACUGGAGAGUGGGUUAUCACCAAAACUGAUGGAGAAUUUCGUUCCAAUGAACUUGCAUCCAUGGUUUUUGACUCGGGAUUAGGUUGUGAUCCCGGACCACAGGCUGGACCUUCAACGAACACAAGAUCACUUAAUGAUGGAAGACAUAUAUAUGCCAUUGAUACUGUUAGUAAACAAAAAACAACACUUAAACUUGCUUUAAACAUUACUAAUACUUUGGCUGAUAAAAAAGGUGGGGGGAAGAAGAUAGAAACAAGCUUCGCUAAGAGAAAGAGGAGACAGUCGAUCGAGGAAAGAGAGAAAUUCUAUGGGCACACUGCUAUCAACAAUGAAACUCUCUAUUCCCAUUACUCGAAAGCUGCGAGCUUGAGUGAAACACCUCAAAUAGUCCUCCCAAAUCUUUACAACACUCGACGUAGUGCUCGAGUGCAAAGUUCUUUUCAAAUACGUCUUUACUCUUCCGGUUCAAAUACAUUUGCCAAAAACUCCCUGUAG
This is a messenger RNA of Dovyalis caffra, 861 nucleotides long. NCBI's taxonomy places the organism in Eukaryota, Viridiplantae, Streptophyta, Magnoliopsida, Malpighiales, Salicaceae. The record is from the annotation of a GenBank genome assembly.